Messenger RNA from Necator americanus (New World hookworm), 1455 nucleotides. RefSeq lists its product as uncharacterized. The coding region runs from base 1 to 1455 and encodes 484 amino acids. The transcript has 15 exons. Gene Ontology annotation, biological process: regulation of membrane potential; signal transduction; chloride transmembrane transport. Gene Ontology annotation, molecular function: transmitter-gated monoatomic ion channel activity involved in regulation of postsynaptic membrane potential; transmembrane signaling receptor activity; chloride channel activity. The record is from RefSeq and is a predicted model, not a curated record. Lineage: Eukaryota; Metazoa; Nematoda; Chromadorea; Rhabditida; Ancylostomatidae. Gene Ontology annotation, cellular component: neuron projection; plasma membrane; synapse.
AUGAGUAUGCACAGUGUUCAUCGUGGAUUUCUGAGAUUCCCCAUUCUUACCGUACUUCUGUAUCUGUUACUGCGAAGUGGUUACUGUAGCGGUGGUAUAGCAUCACGACGAUGCUCUCGGAAUAGUAUAAACCUUGGGAAGCUUAUAGACACACUGCUCACCGAUUAUGAUGUGCAUCUUCUGCCUGAAUCGGAAGGAGUGAACGUCACCAUCGAGCUACAUGUACAGGGUGUUUCUGGAAUCUCAGAAAUCACUGGCGAUUUUUCAUUGGACGUCAUGUAUAGUGAAAUAUGGCAAGAUCCACGGCUUGCAUUUAAACAUCUUAAUGUUUGUGCAACAAACAUUACAUUAAAGUCGGAUUUCCGUAAAAAAAUCUGGACACCUGACACAUGUAUCAUAAAUAGCAAAUCAAGUUCGAUACAUAGUUCUCCUUCGGAGAACACGUUCGUCAUACUGUACGAAAAUGGUCUGGUUUGGAGCAAUUUCAGAUUAAACGUGAAGACACCGUGUUCUGUGAACUUGAAGAUGUUUCCUUUCGACGCAUUAUCAUGCGAAAUCGUACUGGAAAGCUAUUCGUUUAAUACUGACGAAGUACGCCUCCUGUGGCAUGAUGUUCCAAUCACAAUGAUGGAAAAGGUCGAGCUGCCCGAUUUUGAUCUUAUCGGUUGGUCCACUGAUCAUCAACGUUUAGAGUAUCCGAAUGGGAUUUGGGAUCGAGCAAAGGUGAAAUUCACUUUUGCAAGACGUUACGGCUUCUACCUAUUUCAAUCGUAUUUCCCUACUUCAUUGACGGUAAUCAGCUCAUGGGUGGGCUUCUUCUUCGACGUACGAUCCGUAUCAGCAAGAAUUACUCUUGGUGUUUCUUCUCUUCUCGCGCUUACCUUUCAAUUUGGCAAUGUUCUACGUCACCUGCCACGUGUUAGCUAUAUCAAGUGCCUUGACGUGUGGAUGAUAUUUUCUGUGAUCUUUAUUUUUUGUACACUUGUUGAAUUGGCCAUUGUUUGUCAGCUGAAUAGAUGGGAGCGUGAGCGACAAAUCGGAUCCAAAGUGCUUGGACAUUGGCUCAAUCAAAUACGGAAGACUCGACGAAAUGAAAAUCGAUCCAAUGGAGAAGGUGUACGAAAACGUGUCCCAAUCGUGACUACGGAGAACUCCGAUUCUCCGAUGCAUAAUACGGUAGUGAGAAAGACCGCGAAUUCUGUCACGCAUCAAAAAACCACUAUCAAUUCUCCCGAAGAACAUGACAAUUAUUCGUAUGAUGGAGAAAAGAAACAGGAUUGUUGGUGGAAUUUUGUACAACGAUUAGUCUACACAUUAUGUCCUCCAGAUAGAGACUGGACAAUUACAUCAGUUCAGGUUGAUCGGUGCUCAAUGAUAAUGUUUCCGCUCUCGUUCCUUAUCUUUAAUAUUGUAUACUGGUCGAUUUAUUUCAUGAAAAUGGAUAGACCUAUGUAA